AUGGGUUCUUCUACUCCAAAAACCUCUUCUUCAGCUUCUUCUACUUCUCUCUCUUCUUCCCCGGCGAUGAAGCUCGCCUCUGAGUCCCCAUCUCCAGCGAUCCACAAAGCGUUCUCUUUUCCGACGCCGUUGGUUCACAAUCCUCCGGCUAGAAAAGGUGGAGGAGUCUGCGGUGGGGGCGGUGGUGGUUGGAAAUUUAGAGGAGGAGAAGGAAGUGGUGGUGUGUUUGGAGGACUCACUGGUGGAGUCUGUGGUGGUGUGGUUGGCGGAGUUUGGGGUGGACUUUGUGGCGGCGUCUGUGGUGGUGUAAAUGGAAGAGGCACUGAGGGUGGUUGGGAGUUUGGGGGAGGAGACGGAGGAGUCUGCGGUGGGGGAGGUGGUGGUUGGAAAUUUAGAGGAGGAGAAGAAGGUUGUGGUGUGUUUGGAGGAGGCGCUAGUGGAGUUUGUGGUGAUGUGGUUGGUGGAGUUUGA
Messenger RNA from Brassica oleracea var. oleracea, 471 nucleotides. RefSeq names its product glycine-rich cell wall structural protein 1-like. The transcript has 2 exons. NCBI's taxonomy places the organism in Eukaryota, Viridiplantae, Streptophyta, Magnoliopsida, Brassicales, Brassicaceae. The record is from RefSeq and is a predicted model, not a curated record. The coding region runs from base 1 to 471 and encodes 156 amino acids.